Molecule: messenger RNA, 2076 nt
Organism: Puma concolor (puma)
Lineage: Eukaryota; Metazoa; Chordata; Mammalia; Carnivora; Felidae
Gene: FIGNL1
Product: fidgetin like 1
Molecular function (GO): ATP hydrolysis activity; ATP binding; microtubule severing ATPase activity
Source: RefSeq, a predicted model, not a curated record
AUGGAGAGGAAGAGGGUGUUCCUCCUGAGGAGAAGAACCUCCAGCAUGCAGGCCCCCAGCUCCAGGUCUGUGCACCUGAGUGAAUGGCAGAAGAAUUACUUUGCCAUUACAUCUGGCAUAUGUACAUCAGAACAGAAGGCGGACGCAUACCGGGCACAGAUACUACGCAUCCAGUACGCGUGGGCAAACGCGGAGAUCUCCCAGCUCGGUGCUGCCGUGCUGUUCAAAAAAUAUGCAGAGAAAUACUCUGCAGUUAUUGAUUCUGACAAUGUCGAGACCGGCUUGAAUAACUACGCGGAAAGCAUUUUAACGUUAGCAAGAUCUCAGCAAACUGACAGUGACAGGUGGCAGUCUGGAUUGUCAAUAAAUAAUGUUUUCAAAAUGAGUAACGUACAGGAGAUGAUGCAAGCCGGCCAGAAAGCCAGAGAGUCUCUGUUGGCACCUGCCGACAUGUCGGUAUUAAUCCAUAAAGAGGCCGCUGUCCUCGAUCCUCCUAAGUUUAGUGUUUGUGGUGGUUCUGGGGACAGGGGGCCAUUAACUGACUCAGCUCAUAAUACGAACGGGACCCAAGACAUCCCAGAGGGCACUCCUUCGACGUGCCCUCUGAAUGCCCGGCCACCUGCACUGACUAACACCAGUAAGACGUGUCCUACGUCCUUAACACCUUCCGGUGAAUUUGCUACCGCAAAAUUCCAUGCCACACCACUGUUCGGAAGUGUUAAAAAGGAAAAUAACAGCUCUCCCACAGCCAACAUAGGACUGAACAAGUCCUUACCUAAUCAGUCUUGUUUGCCCUCUGGCUGUGAAAAUCCAUGGGCGCAGAAAGCUUUUUAUGGUUCUGGCAUCAUCGAUGCACUUUCCACCCCAAUAGUGAAUAAGGCUUUUAGUAAAACAGAAGAUAACGGCCAGAGAGAAGAGAGUAGCCUGCCUGCUUUUAAAACUGCAAAAGAACAAUUAUGGAUAGAUCAGCAGAAAAAGAACCCCCAGCCCCAGCGUGUAUCAGGGUCAUCGUAUGGCGGUGUAAAGAAGUCUCUGGGAGCCAGUAGGUCCCGAGGCAUAUUUGGGAAGUUCGUUCCUCCUGUACCUAAGCAGGACGGGGGAGAGCAGCUUGGGGGAAUACAGUGUAAGCCUUCGGGCACAGGCCCGGCAGAACCAGCACACAUAGCUGACGAGCGUCUGAAGAACCUGGAGCCAAAGAUGAUCGAACUUAUUAUGAAUGAGAUAAUGGAUCACGGGCCGCCGGUAAAUUGGGACGAUAUCGCAGGAAUAGAAUUUGCCAAAGCCACAAUAAAGGAGAUAGUUGUGUGGCCCAUGAUGAGACCGGACAUCUUUACUGGUUUACGAGGACCCCCUAAAGGAAUUCUGCUCUUCGGGCCUCCGGGGACUGGCAAAACUCUGAUCGGCAAGUGCAUUGCUAGCCAGUCGGGGGCAACGUUCUUUAGUAUCUCCGCUUCCUCCUUGACUUCUAAAUGGGUGGGAGAGGGGGAGAAAAUGGUCCGGGCGUUGUUUGCCGUCGCAAGGUGCCAGCAGCCGGCUGUGAUAUUUAUUGAUGAGAUCGAUUCCCUGUUGUCUCAGCGAGCAGAUGGUGAACACGAGUCUUCUAGACGGAUAAAAACGGAGUUUCUGGUUCAGCUAGAUGGAGCAGCCACCUGUUCCGAAGACCGUAUUCUGGUGGUGGGGGCGACCAACCGGCCCCAAGAAAUUGACGAGGCCGCCCGGAGAAGGUUGGUGAAAAGGCUUUAUAUCCCUCUGCCAGAAGCUUCAGCUAGGAGACAGAUGGUGACGAAGCUGAUGUCCAGGGAGCGGUGUUGCCUGAGCGAGGAGGAGGUCAGCCUGGUGGUCCGGCAGUCCGAUGGCUUCUCGGGGGCUGACGUGACACAGCUGUGCAGGGAAGCGUCGCUUGGGCCCAUCCGCAGUUUACAAGCUGCUGACAUCGCCACCGUGACACCAGAUCAAGUCCGACCAAUAGCUUAUAUCGAUUUUGAAAAUGCUUUCAGAACCGUGCGGCCCAGCGUGUCUCCUAAAGAUUUAGAGCUUUACGAAAACUGGAACAGAACCUUUGGUUGUGGGCGGUAG